Messenger RNA from Colletotrichum spaethianum, 291 nucleotides. RefSeq names its product cyrochrome P450 monooxygenase asqL. Gene Ontology annotation, molecular function: iron ion binding; oxidoreductase activity, acting on paired donors, with incorporation or reduction of molecular oxygen; monooxygenase activity. NCBI's taxonomy places the organism in Eukaryota, Fungi, Ascomycota, Sordariomycetes, Glomerellales, Glomerellaceae. The transcript has 2 exons. Bases 1 to 291 code for a protein of 96 amino acids. The record is from RefSeq and is a predicted model, not a curated record.
AUGUCCCCACACACAGUGCACACCAACGUUGGCGUCUGGGGGCCUACUGCUCGCUCCUUCAACCCCGACCGUUGGCUUGUUCCAAAUGCCAAGACUCUUGAACAGUAUCAUGUUCCCUUUUCCAAGGGAUACAGAAUGUGCAUUGGUCAAAAUCUAGCUACAGCUAAGGGAAUCACCAUCUUCCACGAAACUUGGCUGGAGAAACCCACUUUGAUGAAGCGAUACCUAGAGCUUGAUGACGUCGAAGAAAUUGACUACAUAUUGAUAUCUCACGCCCACUUUGAUCAGUGA